CUAACACAGACAGUCCCAAACCUGACUUUCAAGCAUUCGGAUCCCCAGUAGGAGAUUGGGACUAUCUGAAAAUCUACGUUUAAAACAUCCUCCAGACUUCAGCUUUGCCUUGUAUCGUCCGGACUAUACUUGUUUUCUCCUGCCCAACAAGACAGUGGAGAAGUGGACUGGUUCUCCUGCCUGUUCCUGCGCCAUCCAUCAAAUCCUACCGGCUUUAUUCUUAAAAUAUUGAUUGCAUUUGUGUGAAUUUGUUGGUGUAGAUCCAUUCGGAUGUUUUAAGGAUCCGGAAAGCUGUAUAUGGAAGUUGUGGGGUGCAAGGCGAAAGAAAGCAGUUGCACAUUGCGUCCAGCAGCCAUGCUUUUCCACGGCAUCUCUGGGGAUCAUAUUCAAGGGAUCAUGGAGGAGAUGGAGAGGAGAUCUAAAACGGAGUCUCGUCUGGCUAAAACCGUUCAGAUGAACGGACGAGAGACGACGAUGCCCUCCAUGAGCCCAGAGAAGCCUGCGCUGUGCGCCGGCUGCGGUGGGAAAAUCUCCGACAGAUACUACUUACUCGCCGUUGAUAAACAAUGGCAUUUAAGGUGUCUCAAGUGUUGUGAAUGUAAACUGGCCCUUGAAUCCGAGCUGACGUGUUUCGCGAAGGAUGGCAGCAUUUACUGCAAAGAGGAUUACUACAGAAGGUUCUCCGUGCAGAGAUGUGCCCGCUGCCACCUCGGCAUCUCCGCCUCGGAAAUGGUGAUGCGUGCCAAGGACUCCGUGUACCAUCUGAGCUGCUUCACCUGCACCACAUGCAACAAAACACUGACCACGGGUGACCAUUUCGGCAUGAAAGACAAAUUGGUUUACUGCCGGGUUCACUUUGAGACUCUUAUUCAGGGAGAGUAUCGCCCUCAAUUAAACUACGCUGAAUUAGCGGCCAAAGGCGGAGGGCUCGCGCUGCCUUACUUCAAUGGCACCGGCACGGUGCAGAAAGGAAGGCCGCGGAAGAGGAAGAGUCCGGCGAUGGGAAUAGAUAUCGGCUCUUACAACUCAGGUUGUAACGAGAACGAUGCGGACCAUUUGGAUCGGGAUCAGCAACCCUACCCUCCAUCCCAGAAGUCCAAGCGCAUGCGUACGUCAUUCAAACACCAUCAGCUUCGCACCAUGAAGUCCUACUUCGCCAUAAACCACAACCCAGAUGCCAAGGACUUAAAACAGCUCUCCCAAAAGACAGGACUGACCAAAAGAGUUCUUCAGGGAGAACAAAUCUUGGGGCAUUACAGCCAUACUUCACGACGUUUGAAAAUUCCCUAAAGUAUUAAAAGAAGCUUUGAUCGGAGUUCUUCACCAUUGAAGACAAAGACAAUAUUAGGAUCAGAUUUUAGAGUGAUUUAAACGACAACAAAAAAAAAUCUACCAAAAAUGUGUUCCAAAAUUUCUUUCUCUUUUCCUUCAAAAAAAAAAAAAAUUUGUCCUGAAUGUUUAAAAACCAGAGAAUCCACAACAAAUGGGAUAUUUUUUCUUACCACCGAAAUGAGGCAGAAAGGCAAAGAAAAAUCAACUGUACAGAACUGUAGAUACAAAACAGAGCAACCUUGCUCCAAGAGGCGACUGCAGGAGACGGGAUCUACGCACGCAUGCAUGUCUACACACACACAACCUUGUAAUUCUGCUUGCCGUAAAACAUUCCUGUGCAACAAAUGUCACUUACCAUGAACGCACAGCCUUCCUAAAACUUGGCAGCAAAAUGUCCGACCAAGAGAAGCUGGAAAGGAACACCAUAUGGCUGUAUUUAAAAUGAAAACAAGUAAAAAAAAAAAAAAAAAGUAAUUUUCUUUGCAUGCACUUCAAGUUGUUGACAGCAAUUUCAGAUGGAUAUUUUAUAUUGAUGUAUCAUUUGUUGUCUCUUGUAUGCUAUAAACUUCAAGGGAAUUUUCCUUGUGAAUCCAAAAUCUUAACACAAAACAACAGUGGAAAAAAAAAUCAGUAAAAGCAUGCUUGAUUU
Molecule: messenger RNA, 1981 nt
Organism: Sinocyclocheilus anshuiensis
Lineage: Eukaryota; Metazoa; Chordata; Actinopteri; Cypriniformes; Cyprinidae
Product: LIM/homeobox protein Lhx9-like
Exons: 5
Coding region: 298-1290 (330 amino acids)
Biological process (GO): neuron differentiation; regulation of transcription by RNA polymerase II
Cellular component (GO): nucleus
Molecular function (GO): DNA-binding transcription factor activity, RNA polymerase II-specific; RNA polymerase II transcription regulatory region sequence-specific DNA binding
Source: RefSeq, a predicted model, not a curated record